Messenger RNA from Trichobilharzia regenti, 205 nucleotides. NCBI's taxonomy places the organism in Eukaryota, Metazoa, Platyhelminthes, Trematoda, Strigeidida, Schistosomatidae. The record is from the annotation of a GenBank genome assembly.
AAUUUUAUUAAAUGCUCGACAGACAGUAAUGCCAACGGAAUGUAGAACAAAGAGAAUGAAUCAGGCAGGAUUCAUUCGAGUGGAGCUUGUGGGGGGGGGAUGGAAUGGGAUGAGCGGCGGAGAAAAGAAGACCGCUGGACAUUUUCUAUACUUUCAAAAAACGUAUUUUUCUAAACAAAAGUGGAAGAGAUCACUCAACAUAAAG